This is a messenger RNA of Ixodes scapularis (black-legged tick), 525 nucleotides long. RefSeq lists its product as uncharacterized. The transcript has a single exon. Gene Ontology annotation, molecular function: nucleic acid binding. Bases 1 to 525 code for a protein of 174 amino acids. NCBI's taxonomy places the organism in Eukaryota, Metazoa, Arthropoda, Arachnida, Ixodida, Ixodidae. The record is from RefSeq and is a predicted model, not a curated record.
AUGGACAAUGCCCCGUAUCAUUCCCGGCGGUUAGAGGCGGUGCCGACGAACAGUUCCCGGAAGGAGCUCAUCCAGGGCUGGCUCACGUCGAAAGGUAUUGCUUGGGACGCCAAGAUGCUGAAGAGGCAGCUCCUUGAGAUCGUGUCGUCGGUCAAGCCGCAGUACGUGAAGUACCGUGUGGACACUGCUGCAGAAAGGGCUGGUUGCACAGUGGUCAGGCUUCCACCCUACCACUCUGAGUUCAACCCAAUUGAACUCAUCUGGGCACAGAUCAAGAAUCGUGUCGCAGCCCGAAACACAAUGUUCAAGAUUGGCGACGUUGAGAGACUCCUCAAAGAAGAAGCUGAGCAUGUCACGGCUAGUAACUGGUGCAACGCUGUGAGGCAUGUCGUCGAAAUGGAAGAAAGCUUCAAACAAGGAGGAACGACAAGUGCUCACAUCGAGCCAAUCGUCAUCGCUCUUAAUGAAGGUGACACUUCUUCUGAGAGUGACAUGUCCAGUGUGGGGCCCCUCGACGACCCGUGA